AUGGAAUGAAUUUUGUGAGAGAGGAUUGAAAGGAGGAAAGGGGGAGGCAAUUUAAAAAACAAAAAAACAAACUCGUAGUUUCGAAAUAUCAUUGCAAAAGUUGAGUGUCUUUCAACGGUUUUAUUUUUUUAAUUUCACUCAUUCACAACUGGCAACACUUGUUUACAGGUAGUUGGCCAGAUUUUUAUGAAUAUCCAAUGUGUGAACUUUAUAUUUCAGACCAAUAGAAAAAAAUAAAAGCAAAUCAAAAACGGAAUAUGUUUCUUUUAAUUACGUAUUAUUUAUAGCGAUGAAUGUCAGACAGUGUAUCUUGUUAUAUGAAAGAAUCUAGAAAUCAAAGUAAAGUCUACAUAGAUUUAUCAAUUUAUAUUUACAUUAAUUAAGACCAGAGAUCUUUCUAUCGGAUUGGUUUAUAUAUUCUUUUAUUUCAUGGAGUUAUUUCGAUUAGUUCAAUGCCUGCCCUCCACCAUGAAGAUAUGUGAUGAGAUUAAUUAAAGUUGAGUUGAACAGCGAGCCCUAGUUCAAAGGUUAUUGACCUGCAGUGCAACAUAAUUUUUAGCAGUUGGUUUGCUAUUUCUGUAUAGGCCAACACGAAGCCAGUGGUUAUUUGUUUUUAAAUUUUUCUUGUAAAUACACACUGGCAUCGAGGAUUACAUUAAAGAAGACUUCAUUUCUACUGGACAAACACAUUUUGUAUCAGAUUUGAUCAGACUCUAAUUGCAUUCUGGGAUACUUCUGCGUAAAAGUUGUAUUGUUUAAAGUUUAAAAAAGUGUUGCUCAUUGAUGGCCUAUAGCGGCCCACUUGUGAAAUAUAUUCUGCGACCAUCUGGCGAAAGAGAAAAGCUGUAUUUGAUUGGACAGACGAAAGUCAUGUGACCAUGGGCUCAAAAGUGUUAUCGCUGCCAUCUACGACACAUCAGUUGUCCAGCAACGCCAACAAGGCAACCAUUGCUCACGGAUCAGGGACGACUCUGCAUGGUUCUCCUGUAACCAUAGAGAGCAGUUAAGUGGGAUGUGGCUGCGCUGGUCACUAACGACCCUCUACGUACUGCAGCUGCUGGUGCUGUCCAGCAUGGUGGCCGCCUACAUCUACAGCAACAUGUCCAAGACCUCAGCCCAUGAAACACCACAGAAUGUAUCCCAGGUGGCUGCCGUGGACUCAACGGCCCAGGAGCAGAAAACCGGACCUAGCAAUUCAGAGCCACAGGUUCGGCUAAAGCCUAUAUCGCUCGCUUACUUGAAAGAGAAUUUGAAACACGUGACAUCGCAAGCAGAUUUCACGCGCCUGUUUGUCGGGCUGGAUGUAAAGGAUGCACAGCUCAGCCAAUUGUUAGAAGGAAAUCAAAGUAACCUUGACUACAGCGACAACUUCCGGAUAGCGGAGAAUGGGAGUAGUCUGCAAGAAGUAGAACUUGAGAGCCCCGAUUAUCAGAAUGACAAUGCAGCCUCGUUUGAAUCAGAAGUGUUCCAAGCAGCUGUGCAUCACGCAGCUGAGGAUUCUACAAUGCAAUAUCCAUGCAAAGUACCCACACCCUACAUCCACUGCAUCACCGACCCUCUCCAGCCUCUCAAGCUUUACCUCCCGGAGUGCGUGCAGCUCCACAGGUGUAUGAACUUCUCGGGCUGCUGCAAACCCCCAGACAUGGAGUGCGGCCCUAAAAAAGUGGAUCACGUCAGAAUGGCAUUUUUAGUAGUUACGCUUGUGGACAAUGGCCAUGUCUUGAAGGAGUCGCCGGACCAAGGGGCGAUUCUGCUCUAUCUCCAGAAUCACACAGAGUGUGGCUGUAUGUUCAAGAGAAAGGCAAAUGAAUGCACAAAACAGUGUCCAGCCCCUUUUAGGUUGACCCGCGAGGGACACAACUGCGUCUGUCAAUGUUUUCCCAAUGGAAAAAAAUUCGAGGAGGAACGCAUCUGCAAAAAGAUUAUGAACGGCUUGCAAGAGCUGUCUCACAGUGGAUUGGUAUGCAUAAAGGAAAAUAAAUGCUACGAACCUUCGUGCGUAAUAGGAAAAUUUAACAUCUUAAAAGGAGUUUGUCCUCUGUCCGAGGAAUACAUGUUGCACAGAUAUCUUUUCAAUUCUUCCGCGGAGCAGAUGAUGUACUAUCAGCAUCUUUAUCGAUUUCAAACUACUCCGUCUUACAACACUACGUUACGGCCUCGAACUCGCAGACCUAGCACUGCAAGGUGGGUUACUACUCCCAAAGUGACGACCACAAUCUCAAUGGACAGUGUGAACGCAUCGCAACAACAGAACAAAAGCCAGCCACGGCCGCCGCAGAAACAGUUUUCGAGCCACGCUCAUCACGAGAAGCCCCACAGAAAGUUCAGGAAUAGAAAGAAAGACAGAGGGAAUGCUAAGCUUGCGCCCACAACAGUACCAAAGACAAAGCCAACAGCGCCAGCCGAGAGCAGCACCAACAGCACUGCAACGCUGGUCACGUCCACUUCUCCGUCUUUUACAAAUGAGAAAAUAACUAAGGAUAGAGACAACACAUAUCCGAUUACUCGAGAUACGGAACCUGUCAACUCUACGGCGGAAUCGCCCGGACCUACGAAUAAAGAGUCCACGGUGACGGCUAACACUACAGAGACAGUUCUGCCAUCUGACGUUCCGUCGCGGAAAGACGAAGAGACUGCGACGUCUCUCCAGCCAGAUCUGAGAACCAUCAGUUCGACAGCUGAAUCGCUCAAGACUUCGGACAAUGAGUCCGAAAGAGCUAUCAACACCGUAGAGACCAUGUUCCAGUCAGACAUGCCUGCCAGGCCAGGUGACUCUUCCUUUGGCAAGGAAGGAGUCAACAAACGCUCGCUUGGGCAACGGAGCGCCCAUCACGCGAUUCCGGAAUCGCUUCCAUCCAAAGAACAUUUGUCAAGAGCUUCGUCGAAAGUAGACCAUUCUGAAAACAAAAGAAGUUCAGAAUCUGAGCUUUUGUCACUGCACUUUAAGAACUCAAAAGUGUCUAACGCGGAUGAAUAUUACGAAAGUUCCGGGGAAGAUUACGAUCAGUGAAAUGUCUAGUGAUUUGAAAUACUUUAUAAAAACCUACAGAAAGGAUUCGAACAAAAACUGUCACGGGACGAUUGAUGUCAUUACGAGCUACGUGUUUCAGAAAUUGUCUCAUGAAAUAGUUUGUUAGUCCUUAAUUAAUAAUAGAGGAUUUCAAAGUUAUUUUAUAUAUUUUUAACAUUAAUUUAACAUUUAUAAAUGCAAAAUAUAGGCAACUGAAACCAAUAUAUAUAUAUAUAUAUAUAUAUAUAUAUAUAUAUAUAUAUAUAUAUAUAUAUAUAUAUAUAUAUAUAUAUAUAUAUAUAUAUAUAUAUAUUACUGAGAAAGACAAAUAGGAAAUUUGAUUUGUACUCUUUUAGAAACUCAAAAAAAAAAAUCGCUUAAUCAUCAACUUUCUAAACUUAAAAUUCCACACAUAAAACUUUAAAGCCAUAUAGAAACAAAAACUUGCAAAAAAAAAUAAUAAAUAUAAUAAAAUAUAACCAACAGAAAACAAAUAAAGUAAAAAGAUAAACAAAAUGAAUAAAAUUGUUCUUGAAAAAAAUUGUUGACUUUCUAAAGUACAAUUGUUUUUCUGACAGCAUAUUCUCAGAUCUUUCUGCUCUCGAUAACAGACGUACAAACUUGAAAAACGCGAAUGUUUGCCACAUCCAUCAAUGUCCCUCGCUGAACAAUGUACGCUUCGUGGGAACCUACUCAACAGAACAAUAAACCAUCACACACACAUACAAAUAAAGAGUUCGGAAAAAGUCAGAAGACAACGAAACAAACAACAAACAAAACAAAAACAAGCUGCGUUCUGCCUCAGAUAACCUGCUAAAUGAGUUACCUAGAUGGCGUUGUUGUUACGCUUUGCGCAUGCGCUGCUGUUGCCUCGAGAGUCGCAAUGGUAAUGGCGGGAAACUUCACGCCUGCUGCAAAGAUGACGGGUUGAAGGCUGGAAUGGGUGUAAGAAAAAGUGUUUUGGUUUAAGGAUAGAUGCCAGCGACAACUGUUAAGUAAUCAUGGUGGCCAUGUUAGUCUUAUGCUUGGGGAAAUGACAAAUGGAUUUCUGAUAGUAGUUUUAGAGAGAAAAUGAAUUUAGUUUUCUGUUAAAAGAUUUGCUCUUGCCAUCAAGUUCUUUUUUGUAUUGCUUCUCUCUCUCUCUCUCUCUCUCUCUCGCUCUCUCUCUCUUCCUCUCACACAGACACAUUUUCAGACCUUAGAAUAACGCAGGUAUUGGAAAGAUGCUAACAGAGCUUUUAUAACUUUUUAUAUUGAUAAAGAAGAAACCUCUGCUGCUAAAAAUCAAACCUCAGUUCAACUCAGGUCUAGUUUUAUCCAAAGCUGCAUCCCAGUUUGACUGUUUGGUAUAACGCAGAAUUUGUUGCCUCAUUACAAAAAAACAGCUAAUUUGACAUGACGUUGUAAGCCGUUAGCGAAAUAGCUUUAGGGGUAUGAGAUAUUGUGAUAACGCUUAUAACAGUUUUGAUAGGUGAUGCAACACACACUUUCAUUAAAUGAUAAAAUAGUAUCCCUAUAGAAGCAAUGCUUUAGCCUGACACUAGCAUCAAUAAAGCUUACGUUCUUUAAAAGAAAAAGGAAAGUACCACAUUCAGGCCUUGAAAAAUCUCAGACCUUUACUAUUUCUAGUAAUGACCUAACUGAUUGCAUUAGCAUUGGAACACCAAUGUAACAAUUUGUGGAGAACUGCGAAGUUCUAUAAUAUAGAAAUAUGAAAAUACAAUAUAGGAUAAUGAACUAUGACCAAAAAAAAGUUGACUAGUUAUCCAAACAAGAACCAACUGGAGUCUCUGGACCUUGUCUUACCACCUAGCUUAGAGCCAUCCUUUAAAAGCAAUUAAAAACUAACACUUAAAAAAAAACAACUACAUCAUGUUAAACCAACGAGUUUAGACGUGCAAUACUUGUAUGUAUUAAUGAGAAAGCUAUCUUAAAAUACCAAUGUGUAUGAAUUAAUAUAAUAAAUAUAGAUAUACGAAGAAGGCGCUACCUAAAUUGAAAUGAUAUUUAAUCUGACUAAAUCUUAAGAAAAAAAAGUAUUUUAUGUUUAUCCUUACAGGGCCGGCCUUAGAUAAUUGGAGACCUUAGGCGAAGGGAAUUUGGUGGCCCCAAAUGAAAAAAAAAAAGAUGCGAAAAAUGAACAGCGAAAAACUUAAAAUGACACAAAUUAUUUCAAACCUAGUGUGUUAUAUAACAAGAACAGUGGGCACAAGUUUUACUUUUUUUUUCCUCUCUAAAAAAAUGUUGUAAGUUCUGGGCGAGGCCCCCACCAAUCGAAGGCCGCCUUAGUAGGCCUAAGGCAGGCCUUGAUCCCAAGUAAGCAUUCAUUAUGAACAAAAGUAACAUCGUUUGGUAACUUCACUGUAUAUAGCCGAGAAGAUUAAAAAGUGCCUUUGCAAGAAAAUACUAAACCUUAAUUUUAAAAACAAAAAAAAUAAUUACUUAACUUAUUACAAUUCUAAAAAAAAACAAAACAGAAGUCAAUUUUAAUAUAUUUUUCUAUAAGCGACGACAAACUCACAUAAGUACUCUUUCUUUACAAAUGCCAUUAUAUCAGAGAAUGGGUUACCUGAAUCAGCCAAUAAAAAAAGAAAUGACAAACUUUUUCUACUUGCUUUUGAGUUCAAAUUUUGGGGUAAGAGUGCAGCGCUUAACUCAUUUAACUCUCAGAUAUAUCUGUGACCUACACCUUAACAUGUUUGACAUGAACUUUUCUUUCGAAGAAACGUACGUCUGCUCUAAGAUAAGAAUACAAUGUAUAAUAUAAGAAUGUAAUUAUAAUAUAAUAUAAGAAUGUAAUGUAUAAUAUAACAUAAGAAUAUAAUGUCCGAAGCAGAGAAAUAUUUACAAAAAGUCUUGAGCAUACUUUGUUUUCACUUAUUCUCUGAGUUCUUUUCUUCUCAGAGGUCUCAUAUUCUCUGAGAUAUAGGCCUAGAAUAUUUAACAUUAAUUUUAACCAGCUUGAAGUUUACCAUAAAAAGUAAAUUUAGGUUUAUUUAAUUUCCUUUCAACUAUCCCUCAGUUCAACUAUCUGAAUAUCCGAGAAACAUUUUUUUAUUAGCUUAUGUUUCUUCUUUUGUCGGUUGUCAUAUCCAAAUUUAACAAAGCAAGAUUUCGAAGUUGGCACCAAAGUCUUAAAACAAACAUAAAGUAAGAAGCUGACAGAAUGACGUCAAACUAAAGUGUUGCCAAACUAUGUAUUUACUUGGAUGAAUAAAACAUUCUAAUGUAAGAAGAUAUGCGCUGAUAGGUCGUUCGGUUGUCUCGAUUGUUCCAGGUUCGUAGCAUGCCCGCUGCCCUUCCCCGUCGACCUGUGGCAGCUUGGUCUAGGAAGUAGAUUAUCUUAAGGAACAUCCGAAACAUGUAAAAAAAAAAAAAUAACAAAAAAAAAAACCCCAACCAACUUUAAGCGUUAUAAAAGCACGCUCUCCAUUUUAAUUCAUAAUAUACUAAAUAUUUAUACUUAAAAAAUAAUAUUAUAUACUAGCCGGAUAUGACCCGCAGCCUGCUUGUCUUAGUAAGGGUAUAACUGAUCUACUGGAUUGAAUUUAGAUUUAUGCUCCCUUCACAUAUUUUUAAAUUAUUAUUUUGCCACAAAAAUAAAGGUAGAGUGUGAAAAUGAGUUUACCCGCUCAGCCGACAUAUUCGUAUCUAAUAUAAAAUACUGUGAAAACGGGUUUACCCGAUUUGUUAAACGUUUCGUUCUUUAAUAAAGAUACCAUUAGAUAAUUUUCGUCUAUGUUUAGGGCCCGCCGGUUAUGGGAAGGACAUUAAAUAUACAUUUCGGUCUCAGCCAUUAUCUAUGAAACAUUUAUACCAAGUUUUAUCAGGAUUAGUCAAACGGUUGUGAUUUUUAUUCGGGAUAUGUAUACAUAGCCUACGUACUUUCAUAAAUACGCCUUACUUUCUGCUUUGUAUAUGGAAUAACUAGUUGACAACAUGUAUUCUAUUAUAUUGUUUUAUAAUAAAACCUUUUUUUAAGCUUUAUGAAUUGUAACAUAGUCGGUUGUAUAAACUUAUAUCUCGUUUCUUUCGCGCAUGCGCACAUUUCUGAAAAUAACAUUUCAUUAGCGGCCCUCGAAAGGGGAAUAGCAGCUAUUAGUUUUGUAUGCUCUGUCUGUCCGUCCGUCCGUCCCGUUUAGAUCUCAAAAACUAGAAAAGAUAUUGAAAAUCCAAUAUCGUGACAUUUUAGACCUUUUAAAGUGCUGAUGCAGCGACUACUAUUUUAUUUUCUAAAAGCGAAAAGUUAAAUUUUGAAAAUCAACUAUGCAAGCAGUUUUUUUAUAACAAUAUACCAUCUUUACAACUAGUCACUAUGAACAGUAAAAAAAAAAAAAAAAAACUCGGGAAACUACUUAGUAAAGGGGUGAUCUCUUAACAUAUUUUUAACACACUUAUGCAAACGCUUUUACAUUUUUUGUUAAAAAAUGUUUUUUUUUAAAUGUAUAUGACUUACUUAAAUGUUUUUCUGUCAUACUAGCUGCUUACAUUUUAAAUACAAUGUUUAGUUUUGUUUUAAAAGAGAAAGAAUGUAUUAAGUAUGCAUAUUAGUGAAACAUAAUGUAGGACGACAAUUCAUACACAGUGUUUCAUAUAAUACACAUGACUUGUAAGGUUAUAAUAACUUAAUGAUAUCAUUUGUAAAUUAAACUGAAGGGAAAGGUUUCUUUAUUGAGGCCUUGACUGAAAGAGAUUGGCCCUUUACAAAAACAUAUUAAACCAAUCGGAUAAUCCUUCAAUGACAUCAGCUAGGACAGGUUCGCAUUUAACUAUAUCUUCUUAUCUAUCAGUUCAUUGAAUAUAUAUGAAAAUUUAAAAUGUAAUAAUAAUUUAAAAAUAUACGUGUCAUGUGGUAUCACAUCGCUAGUCGAACUAAGAAUACUAUUUAGUGUACUCUGAUUUGGACAUGCGCACGUCUCUUCUUUUUGUAUCGACAAAGUUAUUGUUUCUAGUUCAUUGUUUCCGAUAUUAUUUCUGAAAAUAAGGAAAACUGCCUUUUUACCUGCCUGAGCUGACCACUUUGGGGGCCGAUUUUUGAGUUUGUGUUUCCACACAAACUAUUUAUGUCACCUUAUUGUGUUAACGUAUUAGUUACGUCUAUGCAAUACUUUUGUGUCCGUUUCCUUUUUUCGUAUAUUAACCCAACUCAAUGUUACCCAAACAUUGUCCCCAUAAUGUUUACCUAAUGUUUACAUCAGUCAAAUGUGUGCCUUAUAAUUAAUUACAUCUUUGUAAAAGAUCUACUUAAUUUUUUCUCUAUGUGAAUACAUUUAUCUAACUGUUUACCAGUUGUUGUUUUUUAUAACGUUUGUUCUUAAUGAUGCUUUAUGUUGCUUUAUGUAUCAAACUGUUUAUAAGAUGCAAUCGUUUAAACAGUCUUUGUUUUAUAUUCAAAAAACAUCCUUGCCAUUUAUAAUCAUUUUAGACUGGAUCACGCCAAGAUCAAGUCUCUAAAUAUGUAUAGAUACUAGUUGUUAUACACUGUAUCACGUCAAAAUCAAGUCUUUAAAUAUGUAUAUCAACUAUUUGCUAUAGACUGGGUCAUGUCAAAGUCAAGUCUUUAAAUAUGCAUAUCUACUAUUUGCUAAAGACUGGAUCAUGUCAAGGUCAAGUCUUUAAAUAUGCAUAUCUACUAUUUGCUAUAGACUGGAUCAUGUCAAGGUCAAGUCUUUAAAUAUGCAUAUCUACUAUUUGCUAUAGACUGGAUCAUGUCAGGGUCAAGUCUUUAAAUAUGUAUAUCUACUAUUUGCUAUAGACUGGGUCAUGUCAAGGUCAAGUCUUUAUGCAUAUCUACUAUUUGCUAUAGACUGGAUCAUGUCAAGGUCAAGUCUCUAAAUCUGUAUAUCUACUAUUUGCUAUGUACAAACUUAAGUUUACCUAUACCCUGUAUAUACACCAAAAGUUGUAAGUAGCUAUGACGGCUCACAACUGUGUGAUGACAACCCCUCCAUAUAUAUAUAUAUAUGUCUUCUUCAAAACGUCUUGCUCCAGACUGCAGUAGUGAGCUCUAUGAAAUCUGUCCAUCUAUCGUAUUGUUAGUCAUUCUCCUAGAGACUCAACAAGACCCAUAUUAAAGUGAUCCAAAAGUCUGUUAUUGCAUCGUUAUUUAGGACAAUUUUCCGUAUGUAAUCGUUUCCAAACUAUCUGUUUUAUAAUCAUUGUAUAACUGACAUUGACAAAAGAGUUGACACUAUACUAAUGUGUAUAAGGCUACCCACAAACUCUAUAAUUAUAAUAUUAGCCGAAUAAUAAUAAUAAUUAUAAUAAUAAUAAUAAUAGUAAUAAUAAUAAUAUUGUUUUCGAGUCCGAAGAUUAAGAAAAAAGUGCAGUAUUUGAUUCAGUUACACGAACCCAUUGGAAACCUAGAUAGUUUGAACAUUCGACACAGACAAUGUAAUUGUUUGUCCUGAUAGUGCCUAUAAGUUCACUUCAGUCUAUAACAAUGAUACUUUUGUAAACCCAUGAUACUUGUUUAUAGGAAACAUUUCACAAUGUUCUGGUGUUUUGUGUUUCUUACAAAUUUUUGUGUGUGCGUGACUUUAUAGUGUUAAGUAACCAGGAUAGAAACGGGAAGCCAUUGAGAAAUAGACACCUCUAUAUGAACUAUUAGGAACGCACUAUCGCUGUAGUUGAUUGAAUUAUUGAAUGGGAACUAGACUAGAAAGUGGUUAAAAUUAUCGUAAUCCAAUUAGGCAUUUUUUAGGCCUAAUUAUAAUUUUUUAUGAUUGCAUUCUAAAUUAAUCUCAAAGCAGAGAAGAUUAAUUAUUUAAUCAACAUACAAUAAACGAGAUGCAAUAAUAUAAUUUCUUAUGCUGGUCUGUUUUGUCUGUUGAAGCUCAUUCGAUAUUUUUAGAUUACUUUUUUGGGGUCAAAGUGAAUUUAAAAAUUGACAAAAAUAGAGACUUGUAAAUAUAAUUAAUACUAUAAUUAGAAAGAACUUUAGAACAUAACUUUUGAUCAUGUAUUAUCUCCACUGGCAUACAUCUAUUUGCCAUUUAUUUCCUAGAUUAUUUAUUAUAUUUAUUUUAUUAGAAAACCAGCUAGAUCUAGAUAGAAAAAUAGAGUGUAAAAUAAAAUCACAUAAAAGAGGACAAAAUAAACAUUUAUAUGGUAUAAACAUAUAAAUUUAUACGGUAUAAAUAUAAAAAUGUAGAUGGUAUAAAUGUAUAAAAAUAUAUAUACUAAAUAAAUUAUGCUAAAUAAGAAUUGUUUGGGUUGUAAUUUGUUCAUACAUUUUUGUUACAGUUCAUUUUUUUAAUAUUCAAUGUCCCCCAUACCGGUAUAAAUACCCCAAAUUUUACAAAGCUGAUAUCAACUCUCUGUCUUAUACAAUAUAUGGAAUACACUCUACUUCUCCCACACCCAUUCUUGGAUCCAAUUGAAACUUUACACAAUUAUGUAUUGUUCCUAACAAAAUAUGAAUCAAAUAAAAUAUUAACAAUUUAGUUAAUUGGUUAUUGAUUAUUGGUAAUUAAUUAAUUAUUCUGUUUGAUAUCAAAAAAGGGAAAUAAAUGCUAGCUACAUGAAUCAAUUUUAAAAAGUUAACAAUUUGUUAAUCAAGUACAUUUCCUCUUUCAGACCUUGUGAUUCAUUGGUCAUAUGAUAUAAAGGUCAUCUGUUUCUGUGGCCCACGGUUAACAAGGGUGUCAUGUGGCCAGCACAACGACCAAACGCCAUUACUUUUCCACUACUAAUUUCAGGUGCCCAUUAGAGCUGGGUGGACUCAUGGGUGCCAUUAAGAUCCCGAAAUUAAAAUCCCAGUCUUCACUAGAAUUAGAACCCGGGACUGCUCGGUUUGGAAGCCAUGCGCUUUACCACUUAACCACUGCGCCUCCUAGUUAAUCAUUUAGUGGUAAUUAAUUUCGUUUCAAAUAGAAAUAGGGAGCCUACUCAUACAUUAUUGAAAUAAAUACAUAUGAUUUGAGCUUAUCCCCCUUAGAUAAUCUUGAUUUUUAAAGACGUUUUUAAUACAUUCAUAAAGUCAGCGAGAAAUGCCGAGAAUGCAUCUCAAACAAUUAUAAAAAAAAAAAACGUUUUUAAACCGACAAAGUUGUCAACUCCUUCAUCAAUAAUAAUCACAUUUUAGAUUUUUUAUUUUUUAAUUAUCUUUUAUUUACAUAUUUACAUAUUUAUUUUCAUUUUGAGUUCUUCUGUAUAUAAACAUAUACGAUAUUUUCUUUUCUUUCAGCCAUAAAUCCUAUUAGAGAUUAUCAGAUACUUUGCUCAUAUAGACGUUUGCAUCUUGAAUUUUAUUUUAAAUUUCUUGAAAAGGGCAAAGAAAUUCUUAUAUGGUAUUAAACAUGUAUUGCUUUCCUUACUCUGUACACCGGAUACACCAAAAAGGCUUGCUGUUUAUGGAUUCGCCUCCAUUUUAUUAGAAUCCCUCCAUGAUAUUCAAGUUCGUUUCUAAUUUGAUGUUUGGCCUUUACGAUAUCCACAUAUUUUGUAUGUUGACAUCUGGAUAGAAUAGAAAUGCUGUCAACUAGGUCACCAAACAUUCAUUUAGAUUGACUUCCCUUUUCAAAGACAAACAGAAUCAGAAGGUUAGAAAAAAAAAAAAGAAGGUCAGUGUCAAUGUUAUGUUCCCGAUUCUUAAUAAAAAUCCUUUAUUUCAAUCACUGUUGCUCAAC
This is a messenger RNA of Biomphalaria glabrata, 11640 nucleotides long. RefSeq lists its product as uncharacterized. Gene Ontology annotation, cellular component: membrane. The record is from RefSeq and is a predicted model, not a curated record. Gene Ontology annotation, molecular function: growth factor activity. Gene Ontology annotation, biological process: hemocyte migration. Bases 1013 to 3010 code for a protein of 665 amino acids. The transcript has 9 exons. NCBI's taxonomy places the organism in Eukaryota, Metazoa, Mollusca, Gastropoda, Planorbidae.